GUAACACCUGCAUUGCGGCGUGUGUUGUACUUUUUUUAUUCACGUUUUAUUCCCAAUCGCUAAUGUUGUAUGACGAGAUUAGAAAUAACCGUGAUUAAUUGACCCGGGGCCUUGGUUUCCCAUGAUGCAUCGCUUUAUUUUGUCUAGUAGCUCGGGGAGAUGAUAGGGAAUCGACACAGCCGCCCUCCCCUCGCACCACGGCGAGCCCCUGGCAGCAGCACCGACAUGCCCCACAAGGCAGGACGCUCUUAGCCGGGCAAGGCUGCUCAACCACAACCUACAACCUUUCACAGGAUAUUCGACGGCCGCAUAUUUUCAGCCAUAAGGUUGCCAGGCUGGUGUGUCUGAACAUUAUCAGCCAUGGCAUCAGCAAAUGUUACACUGGAAAAUCAGCUGCACAGUGCACAGAACAACCUGCUCUUCCUCCAGCAGGACCAUGCCAGUACGUUGAAGGGGCUACAUGUCGAGAUUCGCAGAUUACAACAGCAAUGCACAGAUCUGACCUAUGAGCUCACUGUGAGAAGCUGUGAUCCCUCAGACAGCGGUGAAGUCCGCUGCAGGGAGCUACAAAGGAGGUGCGAGGAGCUGGAGACCCAGCUAAAGAAGAAGGAGGAGGAGAACACAGAGCUACUGCGGGAUCUCGAGCAAAAGAACGCCAUGAUCUCCGUCCUAGAAAACACCAUUAAGGAGCGAGAGAAGAAGUACCUGGAGGAGCUCAAGAUGAAGAGCCACAAGCUGGCCGUUCUGUCGGGGGAGCUGGAGCAGAGGGCGAGCACCAUUGCUUACUUGACCUCGCAGCUCCACGCCACCAAGAAGAAGCUGCUGGCCGGCAGUUCGUCUGAGGCCAGCCCCAAUGUGAGUCCGGUCACUUCUUACAAGCCCACGCCUCCACCGGCCAAGGACCGGCAACCCGAAACCCCGCGGCGACGCAUGAAGAAGAGUCUCUCCCAGCCUCUUCACCCAGAGUUGACUGAGGUGUAUCGGCUCGGCCCGGACGGCCGGCGGGUGGUUCUGCGGGAGCCGGUGGACGCCAUGCCCGACCCCACGCCAUUCCUGCAGGCCGGGAGAGAGUCUCCCGAACCGCAGGUGGUGCGAGAACGGCCUGCCGUCAUCCCUCCCAUUGCCUCCGAGCGCUCCCCCAUGACUCCCCUGGGUGCCACGGCCAGCCCCCGGCACAGCCCUGCUCGGGACCGUCAGCUCAGGGCUCAUGUGGGCGUGGCGCACCGCAUUCCACAUGGCCCCCCUCUCCUGGCCCCGCCGCAAGCAGAGCUGGAGACACUGGCAGUGGACCAGGUCAACGAGGAAAAGGUUGUGCGGAAGCGCUCGGAAGCCGACAGAACAGUUUAACACUGCAAUGCUAAUAAUAACACACACACACACACACCUACUCUGACAACAGAGCAGGGAGGAGCCUGAUCCACUGUGUAGCCUGCUUUUUACCCAACACUGCAAUAUGAAAAAAGGAUAAAAUGAUUAUUCUGUUCAUGGUAUUCCACAAAGACUUUUGUUUUUCUUAAUAUACAUUAGAAAACGACGACUAUAAAGCAUGCCAAAUGUUUCUUAUUUGCAACCAAUGAGAUCUUGUAUAAUACCCAUCUUGACUUUUGCUCAGACUUCCUCUUCAUUCCGUCUCAUGUGAUGAAUACAACGAAUCCUCAGCCAAAUGUCUGCUUCAGUGCCUGCUCGCCCGGAUCAAUCCCACUCAAGCUGCGUACUCAUGGCUCAGUUACCUUUACAUACCUCCAUCUUCUCAACAGCCUGGACAUAUCAACAAACUAUAUAACGAGAUGUCUGCAGCUGCAUAGGAUAGAACUGAAAUUAUUAAACUAAUACUCCCCCCGAAUGUCUUUUAUCUUCUUGUGAUAUCAGUAUGAUAACGUUUCUGUAUGUACGAGCUGCAUAAUGUGCAAUUGAGAUUUGCUAGUGGAAGAGCUGGGGAUUCUCCUUUCCUCUGACUUGCAGAUACAGCUGUGGUGCACAUGUGUAAAAGCAGUAUAAAAGGAUGGUGAACAGGGCGUAUAUCUAUCUGUGUGUGUGAGAGAGAGAGUGUGUUUCUGAGAGACAAUGAAGGCCAUCGUGAGAAUAAGUUUUGGCUUCAAAAAUACCCACUGAUGUUUUUUGUGAUACAAGGGCAUUUUUUGCAACACUGCUGUUAUAGGAUUUUGUAAUAUUAUUAACUGUACUUUAUAAAGGCUAUACAUUUGUAAUGAAUCCUUUUUUAUUUAUUGUUUAAUAGAGAACCCCAAAACACCUCAGAUAUUGACAGUAGUCGCUGCACCACCAACAUGACGGUAAUUAUAAUCACUUAAUAACCUGCUUUUCACAUUAUUAUCACUUGUUCUUGAAGUAUACGAAUGAAUCUAUACAAUAAAGCAAUGCUUUUAUUUGG
Pseudoliparis swirei is the source of this 2389-nucleotide messenger RNA. RefSeq names its product coiled-coil domain containing 92 (gene ccdc92). The record is from RefSeq and is a predicted model, not a curated record. The coding region runs from base 361 to 1347 and encodes 328 amino acids. The transcript is spliced from 4 exons. NCBI's taxonomy places the organism in Eukaryota, Metazoa, Chordata, Actinopteri, Perciformes, Liparidae.